Messenger RNA from Ostrinia nubilalis (European corn borer), 1511 nucleotides. RefSeq names its product peroxidase-like. Gene Ontology annotation, molecular function: peroxidase activity; heme binding. Bases 39 to 1511 code for a protein of 490 amino acids. Gene Ontology annotation, biological process: response to oxidative stress. The transcript has 10 exons. The record is from RefSeq and is a predicted model, not a curated record. Lineage: Eukaryota; Metazoa; Arthropoda; Insecta; Lepidoptera; Crambidae.
CAGUGUUUAGAGGUCCUGCCUGGCGGUAGUGGGCCAAAAUGAAGUAUUUGUUCGUGGUUUUGAUAUUUACGUUCAUUUUACAUGUCAAUGGCGGGGAAGUUUUUGAUAGAGUCAGUGGAAAAAUAGUUCCUGAAGCUGAUUGUGCAAGACAAUGUUCAAUCGAGGUGAAACCAUGCACUCCUCAUGAGGGUAGUCGGAUCGAUGGCACGUGCAACAACUACAAGCACCCAACUAGAGGGUCUGCUAAAGGACCAUACUUGAGGCUACUCAAGCCGGAAUAUGGACAUAUGGGGGGUCUUCGGGAAACCAAGCAUGGAGAGCCUUUACCCUCAGCUCGGAAGGUCAGAACAGCCUUGCAGUCCAACGGCCGAGUUGUGGAUAAAACCUUCAACUUGGCAGCUGCUGCCUUCUUGGAGUUCAUCAACGUGGACAUCAGUUUAGUCACUGGCCCGUUGGACUACCUCCGCGAAAGAACCUACUGCUGUUACCCAGAAGGCGCCAAUGACCCUCGAUGUGACCCCAUACCCAUUCCCGACGAUGACCCCUACCUCCGAGUCACAGGUUUACACUGCAUGAACUACUCCAGGAUCGAAACCUUCCAAGACAAUGGCUGUAUACCUAAAGAUACGCUACCAGAGCAAGUAAACAAUCAAACGCCUUUGCUAGAUCUGUCAACAUUUUACGGAGUAGACGAGGAAGCCCUUAAGGCCAUCCGGAUGUUUGAACAUGGAUUACUAAGAGAGGAAAAGAGAGGAGGCCGCCACGUGCCGUUAAAUGAGACGGAAGAUGUCUGCUUUCAGAACAGAGGGCCUGACCCUGUUUGUUAUAAGUUUGGUUACCCAGAAGCUGGCAACAUAGAUCUGCCCACAACAAUCAUAACCAUUUACUUCUACCGGGAGCACAACAGGAUCGCACGGGAGUUGGGCAAACUGAACCCGUGCUGGAAAGACGACAGGCUGUUCAAAGUGGCGCGCCAGAUCAAUAUUGCGACUGCAUCGAACAUAUUCUUGUAUGAGCUCUUACCUGUGCUGAUGGGGUACAAACAUUUGUUGCACAGCGGCCUUAUAUCCAAAAACGUGGAGUACGUAAAUGCAUACGACGAGAGCUUGGUGCCCCUUGUGUUCGCGGAGUAUGAACUAGCAAGACGAUAUUUCCAAACUAUGUGGGAUGGACGGAUCAAGAAGUAUGACGAGAAAUACCACUACACCGGACAGUAUUCGUUCAGCGACACUUUCUUCAGACAAGAGCUCAUUGAAGAAAAAUCCAACUUUGAAGAGAUGAACCGUGGGCUGUUCUACCAAAAAGCAGCCAGUAUCGACGAUAUACAGGACCCUAAUCUUGCUGAUAAGUACUAUGGAGAACUGCUCAAAGCUCAUGAUCGACCUGCAGUAGAUAUACAGAGAGGAAGAGACCUUGGUCUGCCGGGCUACAUCAGCUACAGACAUAUAUGCGGUCUAAGCCCAGCUAAGAAGUUCCACGAUCUUUUGGAUGUGAUGAGUCCUGAGCGGUAG